GAUAGCUGCCAAGGCGCCAACCAAGCCGCAGGUCCUCUCCCUGUUCCUCCUCGUCCCCUCUCCUCCUGGCCAGACAAACUAGUUAAGCCCCAGAGCAACGGCCGAUCGAGCUGAGAGCUCUUUAAGAGAUCGAGUGGUGGCUGGUGCCUCAGCGGCCGAGCAAGCGAGCGAGCGAGCAAAGUACAGUACUAGCUGGUGGAGCUUGCAACUAGCUAGGAAUGGCUUCGCUGCAGGUCGGCGCCGGCCGCGGCGUGGGUUGCUGCUUCGGCCCGCUGGACGGCCGGCGGCAGGAGAGGAGAGCGACGGCGGCGCUGCGACCGCCGAGGGCGGGUGCGGGGGCGAAGGUGGCGGAGGAGGACAAGGUGAGGCUGGGCGAGUCCAGCGUGGCGGUGAGCAAGCUCGGCAUCGGCGCGUGGUCGUGGGGCGACACCACCUACUGGAACGACUCCGAGUGGGACGACAGGAGACUGAAGGAGGCUAAAGCAGCAUUCGACGCCAGCAUCGACAACGGAAUGACUUUCUUUGACACCGCCGAAGUAUACGGCACAGCGCUCAUGGGAGCAGUGAAUUCAGAAAGCCUACUGGGAGAUUUCAUCAGGGAGAGGCAGCAGAAGGGGGCGGUGGAGGUGACCGUGGCCACCAAGUUUGCGGCGCUGCCCUGGAGGUUCGGACGUGGCAGCGUCCUCUCGGCGCUCAAGAAGUCGCUGGAGCGCCUGGGCCUCCCCUCCGUCGAGCUCUACCAGCUCCACUGGCCAGGGCUAUGGGGAAACGAAGGGUACCUUGAUGGCCUGGCGGACGCGUACGAGCAAGGUCUCGUCAAGGCCGUCGGAGUCUCCAACUACAAUGAGAAACGCCUCCGGGACGCACACGCGCGGCUCAAGAAGAGGGGCGUCCCGCUGGCCGUGAACCAGGUGAACUACAGCCUCAUCUACAGGACGCCCGAGGAGAACGGCGUCAAGGCUGCCUGCGACGAGCUCGGCGUCACGCUCAUCGCCUAUUCCCCCAUCGCCCAAGGUGUUCUGUCAGGGAAAUACACUCCGGAGAAUCCACCCACGGGUCCUCGGGGGAAUACCUACACUCCCGAGUUCCUCGCCAAGCUCCAACCGCUGAUGAACAGGAUCAAAGAGAUUGGAGUAAGCUAUGGCAAGAAACCAACUCAGGUGUCUCUCAACUGGCUGACCUGCCAGGGCAACGUGGUGCCCAUCCCGGGGGCCAAGAACGCCGGGCAGGCAAUGGAGUUCGCCGGUGCACUCGGGUGGAGCCUCACCGCCGACGAGGUCGAGGAGCUGCGGACCCUCGCGCGCGAGAUCAAGGGAAUCAAGAUGCCCAUCGAGGAGUCAUGAUGCGUUGGAUUAGAUGACAUCACUUCUACUCUUGUACCUGGUGGUGUACGUCCACAUGAGCCAUCGCGACCCCAUGUAGUACAACAAGUAGAUGUAGAAAUAAAUAAGAGCAACUUCAACCGGGCGACC
Molecule: messenger RNA, 1472 nt
Organism: Aegilops tauschii subsp. strangulata
Lineage: Eukaryota; Viridiplantae; Streptophyta; Magnoliopsida; Poales; Poaceae
Cellular component (GO): cytoplasm
Source: RefSeq, a predicted model, not a curated record